This is a messenger RNA of Jatropha curcas, 5487 nucleotides long. The record is from RefSeq and is a predicted model, not a curated record. Lineage: Eukaryota; Viridiplantae; Streptophyta; Magnoliopsida; Malpighiales; Euphorbiaceae.
CCAUUUAUAUAAUUUAUCUUCACUUUCGCUCUCCAUUUCUCUCUCUACAUCUUUCCCUGGAAACUGAACUUCUUUUCUCUGGAAAAUAAAAAGAAAAAAAAAAAAAAAGAAGAGAGAGAAUAAAGCUUUGUUAUUAUUAACUGCCUGGCCUGUCUUAAAGGUCUCUUUGAGAUCUACUUGUUUGCUGCUAGAUAGAGAUUGCAUAGAGAAGGACAAGAAGAGAUAGAUAGAUAGAUAUAGAGAGAGCAGGUAAAACUGAUCUGUUGUUCAAACCCUAAUACGAAAAGCCCUAAACCUGACUACGAAGACUUUCUUUUUUUAGCUUUUGAGUUUUUUAAAUUAACCUUGAAAUUUGAAGAAAUGGUUCAGAUCUGUCAUGGAUUGGUCAUCAAAGAAGAUUAGAAUUUGAAUAAUUUGCGGAAGUUUCACAUGAAUUGGACUAAACAGGUACGCAUGAUCAGGAGAUGACUAGUGCUGCUAGUAGCAGGGCAUUGCAAUCACUUUAUGAUGGCAUGCAGCUUAAUUUAAAUGCAAGAGUUCGAUUGGUAUCUGAUGAUCACAGCUGAUUUUGGAGUUUACUGGUAGCAAGACCGUUUUAAUAAUUUUUCUAUGGGGAGAUUUCAUUGGUUUGAUUUUUACAAGUGCAUUUUCUAGGGCUGCAAGUCCAAGCAAUUUAUGCUGUUGUUUUACAUACGUGUACUGCUCUGUGAAGUGCUUCAAAGAGAAUGGGUUUGACUCUGGCUUUAACCAUUUUAUACCCAUUCAACUGAGUGUUCAUUGAAUGCUUACUGAAAGGCGGAUACGCUCUCAGAUAUGCUGAUUUAAGCAACUAAUAGCAAUGUAAUUGAUUUAGCUUUACAUUCAUUGGGGGAUUGUGUUGCUUGGAGGUGCUAUUUAAGUAGUGUAUUGCUCUGGUACUUGCGUUUUGCUUGUAUUACCAAUUGAUAACAUGGAAACUGAGUUUGUCAAUACUAACCAUCCACCAAGUAUUCUUCAUCGUCUGCUUCCGGCUGUUGGACCUGGACUGUUGAUUGCAAUUGGAUAUGUUGACCCUGGGAAGUGGGCAGCAACCAUUGAAGGAGGUGCACGUUUUGGGUAUGAUCUGGUAGUGCCUAUGCUUAUUUUCAAUUUUGCUGCUGUUUUAUGUCAAUAUCUCUCAGCUCGAAUUGGCGUGGUCACUGGAAGAGAUCUUGCCCAGAUUUGCAGUGAUGAGUAUGACAAGUUCACAUGCAUGUUUCUUGGAGUCCAAGCAGCAGUUUCUAUUAUUGCAUUGGACCUGACCACGAUCCUUGGCAUUGCACAUGGUCUUAAUCUUCUCUUCGGGGUGGACUUGUCCACUGGUGUUUUUUUAACUGCCAUUGAUGCUGUUUUAUUUCCACUUUUCGCCACCUUCCUGGAGCGAUUCAAGGCAACCGUUGCAUGCACAUUCAUUGCAGGCUUUGUAGUGCUUUUCUAUUUUCUUGGAGUGCUGACCAGUCAAACAGAAAUCUCACUUUCCAGGAAUGGGAUGCUGACAAAUCUGAGUCAGGAAAGUGCAUUUGCCCUGAUGAGCCUUCUUGGAGCGAAUAUCAUGCCUCAUAAUUUUUAUCUCCAUUCCUCUUUUGUAAUGCAGUAUCAGGGUCGACAAAAUAUUUCCAAGGAUGCCUUGUGUUAUAACCAUUUUUUUGCCAUUGUAUGCAUAUUCAGUGGCAUUUAUCUGGUGAAUUAUGUGCUUAUGAACUCAUCUGCAAGUGUGUUCAACAGUACUGGCCUUGUGUUGCUUACUUUUGCCGAUGCAAUGUCACUGAUGGAACAGGUGUUCAGGAAUCCAGUGGCACCCUUUGCCUUUUUAAUCAUUUUAUAUCUUACAAAUCAAGUCACAUCAUUAGCCUGGAACCUUGGUGGGCAAGUAGUCUUACAUGAUUUCCUCAGACUAGAUUUACCUAAUUGGCUUCAGCAUGCUACAAUCAGAAUUAUGGCCAUUGUUCCAGCUCUUUAUUGUGUAUGGACUUCAGGAGUUGAAGGAAUAUAUCAGUUGCUUAUUUUUACACAAGUUGUGAUAGCUCUACUGCUUCCGUCUUCAAUGAUUCCGCUUUUCCGAGUUGCGUCAUCAAGGCUAGUAAUGGGUGUCUACAAAAUUUCUCAGCUUUUGGAGUUCAUAGUGCUGAUUAUUUUCAUGGGAUUGUUAGGCUUAAAGAUUAUAUUUGUGGUAGAAAUGAUUUUUGGGGACAGUGAUUGGGUUGGUAACUUGAGGUGGAACACGGGCACUAGUGCAUCUGUCCCAUACGUUGCACUUCUCAUCACUGCUUGUUCAUCAUUUUGUUUGAUGCUUUGGUUAGCAGCUACACCGUUGAGAUCUGCAACUCGCUUGGAUGCUCAGUUAUGGAAUUGCGAAGUAACAAAUGCACCUGAACUAUCUCCUCAGGCAGAAGAAAUUUUUUUGACUGAAUCGGUACAUGAUGGUGAGGAAUCCAUUCCAAAUCAGGAACCAUUACCAGCACCAUAUAAUUCCACUGAGAGUUAUUCUGGUGUAACUGGUCCAAAUGCUGGACUGGAUUUGCCUGAGACAAUUAUGGAAUCUGAUCGUGAACUUCAUCUGACAACUAUUGAGGAAAAACAUUCUGAUGUUAAUUUUCAUAGCCCUCCACCAGUAUCUUAUCAAGAGGAGCCGACCUCUAUAAUAGACACAUCAGUAUCAAAUGCUGUUAAUGAGGUUAUUGAUGCAGAUCCACCAGAUACAGCUAAGUUUAAGACGGAGUCAACGGAACCAAUUGAAAAGACUGUGGAAAUAGAGGGAGAUUUGCAGAUUGAAAAGGAUGAUGAUGAGGGAGAUAAUUGGGAAUCUGAAGAAUCAUCCAAAAUGGUUCCAGGAAGCAUCUCGUCUGUGACAUAUGAUGGUCCGCCAUCAUUUAGGAGUCUAAGUGGAAAAAGUGAUGAAGGUGGAAAUGGUGCUGGAAGUCUCUCAAGAUUAGCAGGGUUGGGGCGUGCUGCGAGGCGUCAAUUGGCUGCAGUUCUUGAUGAAUUUUGGGGGCAAUUGUAUGAUUUUCAUGGGCAAGCAACUCAAGAAGCAAAGAACAAGAAACUGGAUGUGUUAUUGGCUGAUUCAAAACUUGCACAUUCCUUACUGAAAGUGGAUGCUACUGGAAAGGAAUUUAGUGGAUAUUUCCCUCCUGUAACUGGUAGAGGAUCUGAUCCUUUGAUCAGUACAAGUUUAUGCGAUUCCCCCAAGCAGCUGAGGGUGCAAAGCAGUAUUGACUCAUCAUAUGGAGUUCAAAGGGGGUCAUCCUCUUUGUGGUCCAGCCAUAUGCAAUUGCUGGAUGCAUAUGUGCAAGGUUCCGGCCGCAAUGUUGUUGACGCUACAGAGAGGCGGUGUUCUAGUGUACGCACUCUACCAUCUUCUGAUGGCUGGGAUAAUCAGCCAGCUACCGUCCAUGGUUACCAGAUUGCAUCUAUUGUCAAUAGAAUUGCUAAGGAUAGAAGUUCCAAUUGCAUGAAUGGUCAGAUGGAGUCCCCAGCGCCAAUAUCUCCAUCCUUGGGCCCUAGAAACUAUAGGGAUCCACUUGCAGUUGCUUGGGGGCAAAAGUUGCAAAAUGGAUUAGGCACUCCUCAAACAUCAAGGUAUCAGAAUUUUGCUGCAUCUGGAAACAGCCAACUACAAUCUGAAAGAUCAUACUAUGAUGUUUCUUCUGGUUCUGUUGACAACACAGGAAUGUCAGCCAAUACAAAGAAGUACCACAGUUUGCCUGACAUUUCAGGAAUUUCUGGUCCUUAUAGGGAUCUCUAUAUGUCUGAAAAGAGUACUCAAUGGGACAAUACUGUUGGAUUUGGAGCAUCUGUUGGCAGAACAAGUUACGAGCCUUCUUUCUAUUCAAAUACUGGAUCAGGAAUGGGAAGUCAGUUGGGUUUUGACGGUGUAUCAAAAGUUUAUGGGGGUGCUUUCUCCUUUCCAAUAAGUUCGGACCAUGGAUCCAUCUGGUCCAAACAGCCAUAUGAGCAGUUUGGCGUUGCUGAUAAAAGUCGUGCUGUUGGUAGUGGAGUAAAUAGGUCAAAUUCAAUCACUCGAGAAACUGUCUCUCUUGUGGAUUUGGAGGCCCAUCUUCUUCAGUCAUUCAGAAGUUGUAUUGUUAAGCUUUUGAAAUUGGAAGGGUCUGAUUGGCUGUUCGGGCAAAAUGAUGGAGCUGAUGAAGAUCUAAUUGAUCGUGUAGCUGCAAGGGAGAUGUGUUUGUAUGAAGUUGAAACAAGAGAGAUAAACCGUGUGGCUCACAUGAGUGAGCCUCAGUAUUCAUUUUCUGAUAGGAAGUCUGGUUCUGCAUUGAAGAAUGAUGAGGCAGGCAUAACCAACACUCUGGUUUCCUCAGUUCCUCAUUGUGGGGAGGGCUGCGUUUGGAAAGCAGAUUUGAUUAUAAGCUUUGGGGUCUGGUGCGUUCACCGGAUUCUUGAUUUGUCACUCAUGGAAAGCCGGCCAGAGUUGUGGGGCAAAUACACUUACGUGCUAAAUCGUCUUCAGGGGAUCGUGGAGUUGGCAUUUUCAAAACCCCGCAGUCCAAUGCACCCAUGCUUCUGCCUUCAACUCUCUGCAGCAUACCAGCGCAAGGCAAGAUCACCUGUUACAAAUGGAAUGUUGCCCCCUGCUGUGAAAUCAGGAGCAGGAAGUGGGAAAUGCACAACUGGAGCGAUGGUUCUUGACUUGAUAAAGGAUGUAGAGAUUGCCAUAUCUUGUCGGAAGGGUCGAUCAGGCACUGCUGCUGGAGAUGUAGCUUUUCCAAAGGGAAAAGAAAAUUUGGCUUCUGUGCUUAAACGUUACAAGCGCAGAUUAUCCAACAAACCAAUUGGAACUAAAUGAGCAGUCUAGAUCAAGCAAGGCUGUGAUGUCAACUCCUCACAGCUCAUGGCGUGGGUCGUCAUUCUGCCUCAACUGGGUAAAUAUUUGGCUUUUUAAUUUUGAAAAGCAGCUUAAAUACUCUAUAAGAUCAGGAGUGUUCAGUUGUGGGGCUCUUUUUCUUCAACUCUCCCCUUCUCCGAUCUCUUGUGUAUUAAAGUUAUGUGCUGCAAAUUUUACUUGGUUGUAUGUUAUGUAUACAUAGGAUAAAGAUUACGGGAAUAUGUAAUUGCAGCAGAAUUAAAGAAAAUGGGUAGGAAGGUGGAAAGUUGAUAAAAUGCAUUUCUGAUUUCAGAAAAAUUGUCAAUGUUAAGGGAAAUGUAGGUUGCAUUGGGAAACUAGUUGAGCUUGUUAAAUGGUAUAUAUUAGUUUCACAACAUUGACAGAACUGAUUAUGUUUUUAGUGUUCUUAAUUCUAGAAAAGCACAAAUAAAACAGGGUACUAGUUGGAUUUUAUUCAGCUAAAAUCUGCUGUUGAAACUGAAACUAAAAGCUGAAGCUGCUGCCAAAUGUAGAUGGGAUUCAGUCACUUGUAUAUGGUUUGUAACUUUUGCAACAGUUAUUUAAUUUGGUUUUGACUUUUUUUUUGUUGCUUAUUGAAGUUGCUAAUAGAAUUCUGUUUUAUUGAA